AUGUGUCGAAUUCUUAAGAAGCUCAGACACUUCAACAUCUCUGUUGUCAUUUGUGUACAGACAGCCAAGAGUUUAAGUAAGGAUGUUAAAAGAAUACUUACUGAUAUCAUACUUUUCCCUGGAUUGUCCGAAGACGAUUUCAUGGAACUUAUGAAAGAGUCCAUGGCAGGUAAGUUUGACAGACAUGAACUAUGGGAGAAGUACAAAGUCAUACAAGACCCUCAUACUUCUUUCAGAAUUCAUAUCUACGCAAACAAAGUUCAAAUUGUAAAAAGUCAAGCUUGA
Molecule: messenger RNA, 285 nt
Organism: Trichomonas vaginalis G3
Lineage: Eukaryota; Parabasalia; Trichomonadida; Trichomonadidae
Product: protein of unknown function, DUF4106 family
Exons: 1
Coding region: 1-285 (94 amino acids)
Source: RefSeq, a predicted model, not a curated record